Raphanus sativus (radish) is the source of this 778-nucleotide messenger RNA. RefSeq names its product 60S ribosomal protein L18a-like protein. Bases 154 to 564 code for a protein of 136 amino acids. Lineage: Eukaryota; Viridiplantae; Streptophyta; Magnoliopsida; Brassicales; Brassicaceae. The transcript has 4 exons. The record is from RefSeq and is a predicted model, not a curated record.
AUCAGACCAACCACGGAAACAGCCACGUGGAACGCGCAUACCUCAAAUACAUAACCUUACAAAAACUGAAAUCUUGUUUUCACCGUCUCUCAGAUCAAAGAACAAAUUCAUAUCAGAGAAAUAUUAUUUUUGUUUAUUGAUCUAAAAAGAGAGAUGACUAGCGGCAGCGCAGACGACGAGAAAAACAGAUCAGUUGCGACUGAUUAUCAACACCAGCAGCCUCCUCAUCCUCCGCCGUUUCAAGGUGUCUCCAACUAUCCACCUCCGCAGCAGCAGCCACCUCCACCAGGUUAUCCACAGCCAGCUCAGCCCUACGUCUCCGGUUAUGCUGUUAAUGGAGUAACAGAGCACGAUCGUCUUCCUUGUUGUGGUAUAGGCAUUGGUUGGUUAUUAUUCAUCCUUGGUUUCUUCUUCGGUGCCAUCCCCUGGUACAUCGGCUUUUUCCUUUUUCUGUUCUCUAAAAACCCGCGUGAGAGGCCUGGAUACAUAGCUUGCGCAAUUGCAUCUGUUAUUGCUACGAUUAUCAUCGUUCUUGGAGCCACAAGAGGAUCAGGGGCCUGGUAGUAAAAUGAAGAAGUGACUGCUUUUAAUCCGGUAGAGACCGGUUAGGGCGUUUGAUAUACUGUUGCUGCAAAAGAAGAUUGUACAUGUGUGUUUUACAUAAAGAUUUGAAAAAAAGGGUUUACAGUCGACCAUGGCAUUUGUUUACUUACCAAAAAUGUUCGACUCCAAACCAUAGUAAUGUCUUUGUUAAAUUAUAUAUAUGCUUUGUGUGUGA